Rhinolophus ferrumequinum (greater horseshoe bat) is the source of this 5101-nucleotide messenger RNA. It is a transcript of the gene NLRP1, whose product is annotated as NLR family pyrin domain containing 1. Gene Ontology annotation, molecular function: protein binding. The coding region runs from base 156 to 3977 and encodes 1273 amino acids. Gene Ontology annotation, cellular component: cytoplasm; canonical inflammasome complex. The record is from RefSeq and is a predicted model, not a curated record. Gene Ontology annotation, biological process: innate immune response; regulation of inflammatory response; inflammatory response. NCBI's taxonomy places the organism in Eukaryota, Metazoa, Chordata, Mammalia, Chiroptera, Rhinolophidae. The transcript has 14 exons.
CCUGGGAAGGGACAGCUCUAAGCUCAUCCCUGGGUUCUGAAAGACCACCCUUUUCUCUACCUCUCCCACCACCCGAUCUCCUGUCAGGAUCGCAGCUCAAGGCUUGUUUGCAGGUGUCCAAGUCCCAGGAGAGGAAAGACUAAGGAGCUCAGAACAUGAACAUCCCCAAGAACCCCCCAUCUGGGGCAGACAUGGCCAGUGGAGCAGACAUAGUCAGUGGAGAAGAGAUGGCCGGUGCAGUCCAACCGUGGCUGCCCCAGAACUUGGAGGAGCUGAAGGAGUUCCAGCUGCGGCUGCCUGAGAGGGAACUCUGUGAGCCUUCUCCCGGUGGGACCUCAGCUCAGCCAGAGAAGGCAAGUGGCAUGGAGGUGUCCUCACGCAUGGUGGCUCAACACGGGGAGGAGCAGACCCGCGACUUGACAUUCCACAUCUGGGAGCAGAUGGACAUGAGUGAGCCGCGUGUUCAGACCAGGAGCCUGAUGGUCUCUGAGUUAAAAAUCCCAGAAGAAUACCAGAACCAAAGGAAAGAGAAACCCUGCCACAUACAGUCAUGGAAGAAUGAGAAUUUCCAACAAAAAUUCACCCAGCUGCUACUUCUACACAGAUCUCAACCCAGAGACUAUAAGUUCCUGUUCUGGGAAGGAAAACAUGAGAUGGUGGUAGAGGAGCAAGGACAUUUGAUUGAAAUCGGAGACUUAUUUGGCCCAGGCCUGAGUACGCAGAAUGAGCCUCACACAAUCAUACUUCAUGGAGUUGCUGGAAUCGGGAAGUCAACACUGGCCAGGCAGGUGAAGAGAGAAUGGGAAGAAGGCCGGCUAUACAGGGACCGCUUCCAGCAUGUUUUCUACUUCAACUGCAGAGAGCUGGACCAGUUCGAGGAAAUGAGUCUCAGACAGCUCAUCACAAAAUACUGUGCUGGCCCUACAGAUCCCAUUGGACAGGUCCUGUCUCAGCCAAAACAGCUGCUCUUCAUCCUUGAUAAUUUAGAUAAAUCGAUGUGGCACUUGAAGGGGCAGAAUUCUCAACACUGUCUGCACUGGAACCAGCCUCACCAGGUGCCCACACUACUGGGCAGUUUGCUGAAGAAAACCUUACUUCCCGAGGCAUCCCUGCUGAUCACAGCUCGGAUCACAGAUCUGUGUAAGCUCAUUCCUUCUUUAAAGCAUCCACGCUGGGUGGAAGUCCUGGGUUUCUCCGAGUCUGCCAGGAAGGAAUAUUUCUACAAGUAUUUCACACGUGAAAGCCAAGCAAACAGAGCCUUUAGCUUUGUUGAAUCAGACCAGGCACUCUUGACCAUGUGUCUCAUGCCCUUGGUGUCCUGGCUGGUCUGCACUUGCCUGAAGCAGCAAAUGGAGCAGAGGCAACAACUGUCACUGACAUCCCACACCACCACAGCCCUCUGUCUGCAUUACUUUUUCCACGUCCUCCAAGCUCAGUCUCUCGGGACUAAGCUGAGGGACUUCUGCUCUCUGGCUGCUGAGGGUACUUGGCAAGGAAAGAUCCUGUUCGGACAAGGGGACCUCAGGAAACAUGGGUUAGAUGAGGCCAUCAUCUACACUCUCUUAAAGAUGGGUGUUCUUCAAAGGCACCCCACUUCUCUGAGCUACAGCUUCAUUCACCUGUGUUUCCAGGAGUUCUUUGCAGCAUUAUCCUGUGCAUUGGAGAAAGAAAGAGCCAGGGGUUUGAGAAAGUUGACAGAUAUGUAUGAGAUAAAUUCUCCAUUUGGGAUACCAACCACAUGUUUCCUAUUUGGCCUUUUGAGUGAGCAUGGGGUGAGAGAAAUGGAGAACAUCUUCAAAUGCAAGCUAUCUCGGGAGACGGAUGGGGAACUGCUACAGUAUGCUAGAGAGGAGCUCCAGCGCAGAAAUUCCUCCCUGCCACCAUAUUCUUGGCAGUUGCUCCACUGUUUGUAUGAAAUUCAGGAUGAGAAGUUCCUGAGACAAAUGUUGACCCCUUUCCAAAGAACGAGGGUGUACAUCCAAAAUGAUAUGGAGCUCCUGAUGUUCACUUUCUUCUUUAAAUGCGACUAUGUGAAGAGUCUUCACCUGAAUAAUGGUGGACAAUACAGACAAGCACAGAUGCCCUUUGAUGUCGUUCUGUCCAGCUGGGUCCCAUUCACAGAUGCCUGGUGGAAGAUUUUCUUCUCCGUUCUCAAAGUCAGUGGAAGCCUCACGGAGUUGGAUCUGAGUGGAAACUUCCUGAGCUGCUCUGCAGUACAGAGUCUUUGUGAGGUCCUGAAAUGUCUUCGCCGCCGCCUGCAGACCCUGAGGUUGGCCAGCUGCGGCCUCACAGCAGAAGGCUGCAAGGACCUUGCCUGUGGCAUGAGUGCCAGAAGCACCCUGAUCAACCUGGAUCUGAGCUUCAACAUGCUUCUGGACGCCGGAGCUAAGCACAUAUUCCAGAAGCUGAGAGAGUCAAGCUGCAAGCUUCAGCAACUGCUGCUGGUCAGCUGUGGCCUCACAUCCAGCUGCUGCCAGGACCUGGCCUCCAUGCUCAGUGCCAACUCCAACCUGACACAGUUAGACCUGCAGCAGAAUGACCUGGGUGACCUCGGCAUCAGGCUGCUCUGUGACGUGCUCAGACAGCCUACCUGUCAACUCAGGCUCUUGAACCUGGACCAGCCUCAGCUGAGUGAGGAAGUGACACAGAUUCUGAAAACCCUGGAGAAGGAGAAGCCUCAGCUGCUCAUCAUCAACAAAAAAGGAGAGCACCCCUCAAGUAACACAGGUAGAAACUUCUGUCUGUCUUCUCCUGCCCCUCCAAGGGACCUAUUCAUGCAACUUCCGGACACUAAAGAUGGCUUCUUGGGCCCCGAAGGGCCUGUGGCUACUGAGGUAGUGGACAAAGAGAGGAGCAUGUACCGAGUCCACUUCCCUGAGGAAGGCUCCUACUACUGGCCCAACACGGGUCUCCGCUUUGUGGUGAAGCAGUCAGUGACCAUUGAGAUUGAAUUCUGUGUCUGGGACCAGUUCCUAAACAAGCCUGAUCUACAGCACAGUUGGAUGGCUGCAGGGCCUCUUUUCGACAUCAAGGCCCAUCCAGCAGCAGUGGAGGCUGUGCACCUCCCUCACUUUGUAGCCCUGCAAGGGGGUCAUGUGGACGUCUCCCUGUUCCAAGUGGCCCACUUUAAAAAGCAGGAACUAUUCCUGGAGAAGCCAGCCAAGGUGGAGCCGCACUACAUAGUCCUGAAAAACCCCAGCUUCUCCCCCAUUGGAGUUCUACUAAGAAAGAUCCGUGCUGCACUGUACAUUCCUAUCAGGUCCAACGUGUUGCUCUACCAUCACCUCCAUCGUGAGGAAGUCGCCUUCCACCUCUACCUGAUCCCCGAUGACUGUUCAAUUCGGAAGGCCAUAGAUGAUGAAGAAAAGAAUUUCCAGUUUGCGCGAAUACACAAGCCACCCCCGCUGAUCCCUCUGUACAUGGGCUCCCACUACACUGUGUCGGGUCCAGAGAAGAUGGAAAUAGUCCCUCAGGAACUGGAGCUCUGCUAUCGGAGUCCUGGUAAAUCCCAGCCCUUCUCUGACCUCUGCAUUGGCCAUUUGGGGUCAGGGAUCAGGCUGAAAAUGAAAGACAGGAAAGAUAAGACUGUAUGGGAAGCCUUGGUAAAAUCAGGAGACCUCAGACCUGCAGCUACUCCAGUCCCUCCGGACCUGAUAGAUAACCCAACCUUUUCACACUUUCUGGACCGGCAUCGGGAACAGCUGGUGGCUCGAGUGACAUCGGUGGACCCUGUCCUGGACAAGCUGUAUGGACGGGUGCUGAGCAACGAGCAGUAUGAGAGGGUGCGGGCUGAGUCCACCAAGCCGGACCAGAUGCGGAAGCUGCUCAGCUUCAGCACGUCCUGGGACUGGACCUGCAAAGAUCAAUUCUACCGAGCCCUGAAGGAGACCCAUCCUCACCUAAUUAUGGAACUCUUGGAGAAGCAGGAGCAAAGGAGGCUACACGGGCUCUGCACAAGCUCAGCAGCUGAGGUCUGAACAGCUGCUUGUGAGUCCUGGCUCUGCCUGACCACUCUUUACGUCUCAGUUUCUUCAUCUGUAAACAUGUUGCCAUCUGAGUUGCCUUCUAGCCCUAAAGUUAUAGAACUUUGAUGAUGGCUUUGCUGGGCAUUACAUGUCUAUGGAUGUCAAACGGUCACCCAGACUGCCUUCCUUGGCAUUCACAGGCCAGCUGUUCAAGUGGGAUGACAGCAUCUCAGAGAAUGUCCAUCUGCAGCUGACAGGACAUCUGCAGACCUUGCAGAAGCCUAACCUAAGAGCCUCAUCGAGUGGUGACGACAGUCAAGCCUAGAACCAUCCCUGUGCCAUUCAGAUGCAGGAUUACGGCAGUAGGGGAAUGGGGAGGACUGGACAUGUCCAGCUGCAGACAGACAAUGGAAAUGGACAGUUUGGGAGUUUUGAAUGGUUGGUGAAUAGGAGGGGAAAAAAAGGUUUAUUUUUCACUUGUCUUUGUUGAGCUUGAUUUUUCUAUUAGUGGAUUGUGCUUUGUUGUUUCUGAAGUCUAGGUGAAUUCCUAGAGCCAGGAGAGGGGUGAAGAAGGAGGCUGCAGGGGAAAUGGAGUCAAGGUUUUAGCUUAGAUGACUCCUUCUGUGGAAAGUGAUUCCAUGCCCUUAUACCUGGCUUAGGUACCACUGUCCUGUGCCCCUGCAGCACCUCAUGUCCCCCACCCCAUCAGAGCACUCAGCACAUGGCAGUGUCCUUCAUGUGUCAUUGCUGGUCUCUCCCCACUAGAUGUUUAGAUCCCUGAGGGCAGGAACCAUGUCUGAUCUGCUCAUCAGUUUCUUCCCAGUGCCUAGGACAGUGACUGGCACAUGGUGGGUAUUGAGUGAGGACUUAUUGGUAAGUAAAUGGUAAAGAAACAGUCCCCACUGACAUCCUGUCAUUCCUUUCCUGGCUACCAUACUGUCUAUGUAAUCCAGGGAUCCACCCUGGUAACAAUUCCCCAGUGAGUAGGCCACCCCGUGGCCUCAGUGAAUCAGUAAUCUUAGAAUUCAAACCAUUGUUGUUGAAAGAUUUAUACCAGUGUUGUUCUUAACGUGUGAGAGCAAAGCUUCACUCAGGCUGCCUGAGCCUAAGACACAGCGGUCCAAGUUGAUUGUGCC